AUGAGUUUGCCAUCUAUUCAAAGUAUAGGUCAGGCUGAUAUUUCCAAAUUAACAUCGAGUCAGGUUAUUAUUGAUUUGAAAUCAAUUCUCAAGGAGUUGAUUGAAAACUCAAUUGAUGCCAAUGCCGAUAAGAUUGACAUAACAUUCACAAAUUAUGGAAUUGAUUCAAUACAAGUUCAAGAUAAUGGUAAAGGGAUUCAGCAAGGUGACUUUGAAACCAUAUGUUUAAGAGGUCAUACUUCUAAAAUAGUAAAUUUUGAAGAUUUAAAUAAUUUAUCUACCUUGGGAUUUCGAGGGGAGGCAUUGAAUUCCAUAUGUUCAUUAUCAAAUAAAUUAACAAUUACAACUACAAAUGGUGAAUUUUAUCCAAAGUGUCAUCUAUUACACUACGAUAAUGAAGGGAAAUUAAUCAAGCAUGAUAGAAAAGUUGGUGGUAUGAACUAUAAAUCGGGAUGUCUGGUUUUAAUUGAUAAAUUGUUCUAUAAUCUACCGGUUCGUCUUAAGAAUUUUAUUAAAACUUCCAAAAGAGAAUUUCACAAAGCAAUCAAUUUUGUCAUCAACUACUUGAUUAUUUUCCCUGAAAUUAAAUUUACUGUUUACAACAUUGUAAAUGGUAAAAAGAAUUUAAUACUAUCAUCCAAGGGAGGUGACAAAACCACAAUCAUUGAUAAUCUAAUUUCGGUAUUCGGAAAUAAUAAUAACAAGAAUUUAUUGCCCUUGGAAAUUGAAAUAAGUGAAGAUAUUAACUUACUGGGGUUUAUUUCUUCAUAUUCAUUUGGAUUGGGUAGAUCAUCUCCAGAUCGUCAAUUUCUUUAUGUUAACAAACGACCAAUUGUAUUCAAAAAAUUAAGCAAAAUUAUUAAUGAGAUCUAUAAGAGUUUCAACCAUGUACAAUAUCCUACUUUUAUUAUUAACUUGGUGAUAAAUCCAAACCUUAUUGAUGUCAAUCUAAUUCCAGACAAAACAAACAUUUUGAUCCAUAAUGAAUCUGAAGUGUUGGAAUUGAUUCGCGAAAAAUUGUUAGAGUUUUAUGAUACUCAAGAUAAUGUAAUCAUCCCGAAGAAUGAAAAUAGCCAACUCAAGUCUUUUGUUAGUGAUAACGAAGGUGCAGAACUAGAGCUCGAACAGAAAGAUGAGGAGAAAGAAGAAGAGCCAAAAUUGUUUGUUGAUGAUGAUCUUGACCUUGAUUACCCAGUUGCUAAAAAGUCUACAACUCCAGACAAAGUUGAAUUGGUCCCAAAACUGACCCCAGAAGCGUCAAACCUAUUAGGUAUAACACUCAUUGAUCCUUUGGAUUUUCAACAGGAUAAAAGGUUAGAAAUGCAAACUUUACAAAGUGAACCGUUACCGGAAAAUCAAGAUUUGGAAACACAAAGUCAAGUACAAUCACUGAAUCAUGUAAAUCAAGAGUUUAGCCACGCUCAUGAAUCUUCUUCCCUAAAUUUAACGGAAUUUUCGAUGCGUGCUGAAGACGAUACGUGCAAUCACGAAGAUAAACAUGGGGAGAAUUUUUUCCCUGUCCAGGAUCAAUCGGUUGAUAAUAUAACAAUUGAUAUUGGUGAAAAGAGAUUCGAAGAUGAGCGACCUGCAAAAAGGUUUAAAAAGAAUAAAGGAUCGACCUUGUAUAAACAGCAGGCAACAUGUUCAUCUCAGCAUAUUCUUGGAUCUUUGGAGAAUUUGAAAAAGUUUGAAACUACAUCCCCAAUUACCAAACCUGAGGUACAGGUUAAUCCUGAUUUAGAAGAAGCUGCAAUUUAUCAUAUAAGUAAACAGGAUUUUCUAGAUAUGAAACUAAUUGGACAAUUUAAUCUUGGAUUUAUUUUGGUUAAUCACAAUUCUAAUUUGUUUAUCAUAGAUCAACAUGCAAGUGAUGAGAAAUUUAAUUUCGAAAAGCUCAUGUCAAAUUUCCAAAUCAAACACCAACCACUAAUGAUGCCCAUUAAUUUAGAUUUAAACAUAAUUGAUGAAAUGUUGGUAUUGGAUAAUCAAGAGAUUUUCAAUAAUAAUGGAUUCAAGUUAACAAUCAAUGAUAAUAAUUCUGCAGGAAAGAGGAUUUCUUUGGUUAGUUUACCUGUUUACAAGAACUCCAUGUUUACUGUUGACGAUUUCCAUGAACUAAUAAAUCUAAUUAACGAACAGCCGAAUAAUAAAAAUUUGAAAAUUUCUAAAAUAAGAAAGAUUCUUGCUAUGAAGGCAUGUCGAAGUAGUAUAAUGAUUGGAUCAUCCUUGAAAAAAUCCAAAAUGAAUGAAAUUGUCAAGAACUUGAGUACUUUAGAUAAGCCUUGGAAUUGCCCCCAUGGAAGACCAACCAUGAGACAUUUAAUUGAAUCAAAAAAUUUGACUUAUAAUUAUCAAGAUUAUGAAUUAUAA
Messenger RNA from Candida tropicalis MYA-3404, 2370 nucleotides. It is a transcript of the gene PMS1, whose product is annotated as ATP-binding mismatch repair protein. Gene Ontology annotation, cellular component: MutLalpha complex. Gene Ontology annotation, biological process: mismatch repair. Bases 1 to 2370 code for a protein of 789 amino acids. The record is from RefSeq and is a predicted model, not a curated record. NCBI's taxonomy places the organism in Eukaryota, Fungi, Ascomycota, Pichiomycetes, Serinales, Debaryomycetaceae. The transcript has a single exon. Gene Ontology annotation, molecular function: ATP binding; mismatched DNA binding; ATP-dependent DNA damage sensor activity.